AUGAAGAAGUUAGCCAAAAGAUCGAAUCAGAAGCUCAGUCCUAGAUAUUAUGGACCCUAUGAAGUGAUUCAAAGAAUUGGAGCUCAGUCCUCAUUACUGAAGAAAGCUAUUAUGCCAUCUGCUGAAUCCCAACCUUUGCCAGAUUGCAUGAAUGGAGAUUGGUACCUAGAACAUAUGCCUGAGAAAGUGAUGAACUAUAGGUGGAAUGACCAGGGGGAUUGGGAAGUACUGGUGAAAUGGAAAGAUCUUCCAGAUUUUGAGAAUUCUUGGGAAUUAGCUAACAAGUUACUAGAGGAAUUUUCAACAUUCUUCCUUGAGGUAAAUAUGAGUAUAGCAAUACUUCCAAUGUCACAAGAGUUCAACUGGAACAGUGCAACAGUUGGCCUCAUUCAGUCCUCUUUUUUCUGGGGUUAUCUACUUACUCAGAUUGUUGGUGGCAUUUGGGCAGACAAAGUUGGUGGAAAGCUAGUACUUGGUUUUGGAGUUGUGUGGUGGUCAAUUGCAACCGUUUUAACACCUAUUGCUGCAAAACUUGGGCUUCCGUAUCUGCUUGUUAUGCGUGCUUUUAUGGGAAUUGGCGAGGGUGUUGCUAUGCCUGCAAUGAAUAAUAUACUUUCCAAGUGGGUUCCGGUAUCAGAGAGAAGCCGAUCACUUGCACUAGUUUAUAGUGGCAUGUACCUUGGUUCUGUCACAGGAUUGGCAUUUUCACCUUUUCUAAUCCACAAAUUUGGGUGGCCAUCUGUGUUCUACUCAUUUGGAUCACUUGGAAGUAUCUGGUUUGCCUUGUGGUUGAGAAAAGCAUACAGCACGCCAAAAGACGAUCCAGAUCUUGGGGUGGAAGAGAAAAGGCUCAUACUUGGAGGCAGCGUAUCAAAAGAACCUGUGACAGUUAUUCCUUGGAAAUUGAUUUUAUCAAAAGCACCUGUCUGGGCUUUAAUAAUCUCUCAUUUCUGCCACAAUUGGGGGACAUUUAUUCUAUUAACCUGGAUGCCUACAUACUACAAUCAGGUUCUGAAGUUCAACCUCACGGAAUCUGGGCUCUUAUGUGUCCUUCCAUGGUUAACCAUGGCAAUUUUUGCGAAUAUAGGAGGUUGGAUUGCCGACACACUUGUGAGCAAAGGCCUUUCCAUAACAACUGUUCGAAAGAUCAUGCAAUCGAUUGGGUUUCUGGGUCCUGCAUUUUUUCUUACACAGCUAAGUAAUGUCAGAACACCCGCCAUGGCAGUACUGUGCAUGUCUUGCAGUCAGGGAUGUGAUGCAUUCUCACAAUCUGGUCUUUAUUCCAAUCACCAAGACAUUGGACCGCGCUAUGCCGGAGUGUUACUGGGACUAUCAAAUACUGCAGGAGUGCUUGCUGGUGUCUUUGGUACAGCUGCGACUGGAUACAUACUCCAACGAGGUUCAUGGAAUGAUGUAUUUAAAGUCUCAGUUGUAUUGUACUUAAUUGGCACUUUGGUCUGGAAUAUCUUUUCAACUGGUGAGAAAAUUCUAGACUGA
This is a messenger RNA of Vicia faba (fava bean), 1497 nucleotides long. NCBI's taxonomy places the organism in Eukaryota, Viridiplantae, Streptophyta, Magnoliopsida, Fabales, Fabaceae. The record is from the annotation of a GenBank genome assembly.